AUGGCCGAAAUCAAAAUUAAGAAAGUUUUAAGUAUCUUAAAAGCUGAUAAGAAAUCGUUAAUGAAUAAUAGCUUUCCUCUAAUAUACUACACAUCUGAACAAUUUUACCAUUCAAUACAAGAUAUUAAAAAUGAAAUUGAAAGCAGGGGUUUUUUUAUCAUAAAAGCUUGGGAUUUUAAUAUUACAACGCUCAAGAAUAUCUCGCAAGCUCUAAAGACUAUUCAAUCUCAUGUUCGUUCUGAUUAUGAUAGUAUUGUCAGUGAAUCAGACUCGAAGUAUUCUAGCUGGAAAAAUUUUAAAGAAGAGUAUCAAGGUAUAUCAAAAGAAGUGGCUAUCUUCCCUCAUAAAGAUGGAGCCCAAACUACAAUGGUAAAAAUAUCUUCCCCUAAAAUACUUUUGCUUCAACCCAUCGAAUAUGAUGCUGAGGGCGAUAAAAUCAUAUUUGUUGACGGCAAGAAAGUAUUGGAAUCAAUCUUGACAAAAAGACCAAAAUUGGCUGAGACUUUAAUGAAAGCUGGAUAUAUAGCUUUUUGCAGGGAUAACCAUAUAUCUAUGAAUUACUCUGUCUAUAAGCACAUGCAAGAUGAUAGCAUACGUGUGUACAUUUUCGAUAAAGUUGUAAAAUUCCUUCAUAACAAUUAUCAUAUGAAUCCAGAAUACCAAGUUAAAGUCUACCUUAAAGAAAAGGAUCAUAUUUUAAUAGUGGAUAAUCAUAGAAUUUUGCACAGCCACGAUGAAUUUGCUGGAAAUUGUAAAUUACGUCGAGUUUUGUUAAAUGAUGAUAACCCUAUUAUUCUUAAAAAUAGUUGCACUACUAUGCCAUAUGCAUCUUAUGUACCACUUAAUAAUAAUUACGCUUCCAAAUACAAGAAAAUAAAUACAAGUAUUAGAUUAGACAAAACACUUCAACCUCCUAUAAUUGAUGGAAUUCGGAAGCCAUUAAAACCUGGAGGUUAUAGUAAUAGCGGAGCUGAUAUCGCCUAUUCUUUGAGAUCCAACAAUAUUCCUAUAGUUACCCCUGUUGAUAAUUCUAGUCCAACUUCUGAUUUGGAUUGGGUUUUUCCUGACACAGAAGAAGGAAUAAGUACUGCCAUUUCAAAAGGUGCAAAGACUCUUUGGGCAAAUACUCUUCUCUUCAAUAUUCAUCCAUUGAAUCAUAUGAACUUUAGAGAAGAUAUUAAGCUUGUUGGUCAUCUUCCAUCAGAUGUACACAAAUAUAAUAACAAAUGGUUUGCUAAUGAAUUAAUCAAAAACAAUGGAAUUUUGGUUCCUCGUGCAAUUCUUAUUGGAAACUCUACAUAUAAUGGUACAUACCGAUUGAAUGAUAUAACCUUGGAUAUUUUAAAUAUGAAAGGCAUCCGAUUUCCUGCUGUUGUUAAACCUAUAUGUGGCCGGGGAAGUCAAGGCGUUAAAAAGAUUGAUUCUAUUGAACAAAUGAAAGAACAUGCAGAAAAGCUUUUAUCCACUGGAACUGUGAUUGAUGGUCAAUAUUGCUUUGAGUAUGGAGAUACUUUAAUUCUUGAAGAAUAUUUGGAAGGAGAAGAGAUCACAGCUACCAUUAUGCCUCCUGGAAUAUAUGAUAUUAAUUUUAAAAAUGCCAUUUUUAAUAAAUAUUGGCACUUACCAUUAGUAAAGAGAUUUAAUCAUAAUAAUGGUAUUGCUCCAUAUAGUGGAGUUGUUGCUGUAAUUGAGAAUAGUACACUUAUUAGCAAUGAAGAAGCGCAGAGUCCAAUAUAUAAACAAGUCGCUCAAGAUUGUGAAAAAGCUGCACAAAUCAUGAGGCCAUUAGCUCCAAUUCGUAUAGAUUGCCGCAGAAUAACAUCAGAAAAACCAUUUGCUUUGUUUGAUAUAAAUAUGAAACCCAACAUGACAGGACCUGGCCGCCCUGGACGUAAUAUUCAAAGUAGUUUAAGCUGUAUAGCUGCAAAUGGCAUAGGAUGGAACUAUCCAGACCUUCUGAAGGCUAUGUUGC
Messenger RNA from Racocetra persica, 1972 nucleotides. Lineage: Eukaryota; Fungi; Glomeromycota; Glomeromycetes; Diversisporales; Gigasporaceae. The record is from the annotation of a GenBank genome assembly.